Molecule: messenger RNA, 1145 nt
Organism: Lindgomyces ingoldianus
Lineage: Eukaryota; Fungi; Ascomycota; Dothideomycetes; Pleosporales; Lindgomycetaceae
Product: 5-nitroimidazole antibiotic resistance protein
Exons: 2
Coding region: 70-855 (261 amino acids)
Source: RefSeq, a predicted model, not a curated record
CUCACUUUAUCGCUCCGCCUCUGACCAUAACCUUUGCUAAAAUCAGGGACGAGAGACACUGUAUCUGGGAUGGCUUCAGAGGAAUAUACUAAGGAAGCAGUGAAUGCAGUUAAUCGGCUUGCAAAACGAGGCGCCUAUGACUACGCCACAAUCCACACCCUUUUCAACACCUCUCCAAUCCUCCACGUCUCCUUCAUAGACCCCACUCACCCCUUCCCUAUCAUCCUCCCCAUGAUCGGCUGCACCGGCUCCUUCUCUUCCCCAUCCUCCGACCCCAACGCCUCACCCCAAGAUAUCUACAUCCACGGCUACGUCAGUUCCCGACUUUUUAAAACUCCUACCACCUCUGCCACGGAAGAAGGCCUUCCUAUCACUGUCUCCGCGACAUUUCUUGACGGUCUAGUCCUCAGCCUAACACCCUUCCACAAUUCCUGCAACUACCGUUCCGCAGUCGCAUACGGCUACGCAAGCCUUGUUACCGAUUCAGACGAGCGGAUGUACGCGAUGCAAAAAAUCACAAAUAAUAUCCUGCCCUCCCGCUGGGAGAACUCUCGGGUGCCACCCACCAGGGCCGAGAUAUCUAGCACAUCCAUCCUACGGAUUAAAAUCCAUUCUGCGAGCGCGAAAGUCAGGACAGGUGGUCCGAGCGAAGACCGCGCGGAUUUGAAGAAUAAGGAGUUGGUAAAGGGCACGUGGACGGGAGUAGUCCCAGUUUGGUAUCAGUGGGGGGAGCCGAUGCCUGGGAAGGAAAAUGAGAUGGAGAAUGUCCAGGGGUAUAUUGAGGAUUGGCGGGUUAAGGAGAGUCAACUGGGGAGGGUGAAGGCUUAUGAGGCGAUUGAGGAGGAGGGGAAGUGAACGGCAUUUGGGGUUGGUUUCUUGGUUCUGGGUUUUGGUGCUUUUUUGGUGACUUCUCGAGAUAUUAGAGUGUGAACUUGACGUCUCAGCAUACGGGCUAGUAAUGCCUAUGAGCUCUGUAAGGAGCUAUGUGCAAACAAGGCUGAGGUCAAGUGGUGGAGUGGCUGAGUUCCAAGGUUGCUUUUUGCUUAACUCUCUUCUACUCGCAUCAUUUUGAAAUAGAAACCCUCUCCAUAGCUACCACCGUAGUCGGUAUAAUCAGCGAUCUCUAAUAUAAGCUGAUGUACAUG